AUGCAGACAAACUUUCUUUCCCAGCAAUUUAAUGCUGGUUCUUUGGCAGAAAACUCCACGGCUUGUCCAGCAAAUGCUACUAUUUGUGAUGGCACCUCUUGUGUAUUGACAGGAGAUAAUUUUAAUCACACUUUGAGCGUAGUUUUAAGUACUGUUCUAACAAUCAUGCUGGCUUUGGUGAUGUUCUCCAUGGGCUGCAAUGUGGAAAUUAAGAAUUUCUUGGGCCACAUAAAAAGACCCUGGGGUAUAUUUGUGGGUUUCCUUUGCCAGUUUGGAAUUAUGCCUCUCACAGCCUUCUUGCUCUCUUUGGCCUUUAACGUCCUUCCAAUUCAAGCUGUCGUGGUGAUGAUCAUGGGAUGCUGUCCAGGGGGCACAGCCUCGAAUGUCAUUGCCUACUGGGUGGAUGGAGACAUGGACCUAAGCAUCAGCAUGACAACUUGCUCCACACUGCUUGCAAUGGGAAUGAUGCCACUUUGUCUCUUUAUUUACACCAAAAUGUGGACUGAUGCUGAUGCAAUUGUACUCCCCUAUAACAGCAUUGGACUUUCUCUGGUAGCUCUUAUAAUUCCUGUUUCGUGUGGAAUAUUUAUCAACCACAAAUGGCCUAGUAAAGCAAAAAUCAUACUUAAGGUAGGUUCCAUUGUUGGAGCAGUGCUCAUCGUGCUCAUUGCUGUGGUUGGGGGAAUACUCUACAAAGGCUCCUGGGUUAUCACACCAAAAUUAUGGAUCAUUGGCACCAUAUUUCCAGCGGCUGGCUAUACUUUAGGAUUCUUUCUGGCUCGUCUAGCUGGUCUGUCUUGGAACAGGUGUCGUACAGUGUCUCUGGAAACAGGCAUGCAAAACACUCAGCUAUGUUCCACUAUAGUACAGCUCUCAUUCACUCCUGAACAACUUGAACUGAUGUUUACUUUCCCACUCAUCUACAGCAUUUUCCAGCUGUUGUUUGCGCUACUAAUUUUAGGAGGCUACCGUCUUUACAGAAGACACCAUGUCAAAACAAAGACAGACAUUGAGAAAACAGCACAAAAAGAGGAUUCAAAAUCAAGUGCUAAAAUAAAUGGAGGAUUUGUAUCAGACGAGAUGAAAUAG
Messenger RNA from Taeniopygia guttata (zebra finch), 1089 nucleotides. It is a transcript of the gene SLC10A2, whose product is annotated as solute carrier family 10 member 2. Gene Ontology annotation, biological process: bile acid and bile salt transport. The record is from RefSeq and is a predicted model, not a curated record. Lineage: Eukaryota; Metazoa; Chordata; Aves; Passeriformes; Estrildidae. Gene Ontology annotation, molecular function: bile acid:sodium symporter activity. Gene Ontology annotation, cellular component: apical plasma membrane.